GAAAACACGGUACCGGCCGGAUUGGCAAGCCAGUAUCAUUCUGCUAGCUAGCUGUAUACUAGCUAGCUAGGAAGAGCACAACGCACUCGUUGAGUUUAGUUUGCUUCUCACGAAUUUUGCUCCGUUUGGAGCACAGUCGUUUGAGAAACCAUCAUAUUUCGUUCAAGUGGAUCAAUAGUGAACUUUACAUCAUUCGUUAUUGGCGAUCGACGGGAUUUACAGGACGAUUUUACAGAAUAGAUUGGCGGCGGUUGUAAAGGUUAGUUGCCUUGCUGUCAUGUCUGUUCAGGCGCAAGACUGUACAUGUACAUGAUGUUGUGAGCACCAAGCAGUGCCAAGUGUUGAUCAACGAUGCCCAUUCGACACAACCACUAAAGAGUAAAGUAUGCACAUCUUUUGCUUGUUCGAACACUGGUAUAAAUGCAGUGAGCUCAGGAUGGGGGAGCUGAAAGCAUGUGCCAUUAUGCAGGAUUGACAAAGUGUCAUCAUGCACCAGGAAAGUACUUUCAAAGGUGCACGUUCAAGUUCCAGGAGAGUGGAGAAUUUCAGCUUCAGAAGUGAUUCAGUGGCAACACCUUUACAUUAGAAACAAUCUUUGUUCAAUGAUAGCCAAAAAGAAUUUUGUUUGAUUUCACAAAUUGGAACGUUAAAAGAUGAGGCGUGUUUCGCUGGGCCCAGACGUGGCCUUCGUGCUGCGUUUUGGGUGCAGCAGGACCGAUGUUAGACCACACUGCGUGCUAUGGUGGAAGACAGAGACUCUGGUCUUCGUCUUCAUGACUUGCAUUGCCUUGUGUCUAGGGCAGGAGCAGACACCAAGCAUUACCUAUAACAUUGAAGAAGGGUUACCGGUUGGGACCCAAGUUGGGGACAUUAGUGUUGACCAACAGAUAGCUGGGCCGUACUUAUCUGUCCAUGUCCCUGCCGACUAUUUAGAAUUCACUCAAGAUGGCAUCAUAACCACUAAAGCAGUCUUGGACCACGAGCAGGAGAGUGUGUUCGAUUUUUUUGCACUGCCAAUCACACCAAACCCUCCUCAGAUUGCAAUUAGAGUCAGUGUAACUGAUGUAAAUGAUAACUCCCCAGUCUUCCCAAACUCUGAAAUCGACCUAGAUCUGUCAGAAUCUACUCCAAUUGGUGCCAAACGAUCCUUGGACUCAGCUAGAGAUGCGGAUGAUGGAAUUUUCAGCACACAGGGCUACCGGAUUCUCUCCGGUAAUGUGGACAACAAGUUUGAAUUAGAUUUCCGAACAGCGCCAAAUGGUGAAGUCUUCCUCGAUUUGGUGAUUAAUGAUACCCUCGAUCGGGAAACUACCCCAAACUAUACCCUAGUGAUUGAAGCUUAUGAUGGUGCUUCGCCUCCAAGACUCGGAAACAUGACUGUGAAUGUUAACAUCCUUGAUAUAAAUGACAAUCCUCCAGUUUUUGCCCCAACAAGAUAUUCCUCAACGGUGAAUGAGACCUUGGCAGUUGGAAGUCCAAUUCUUCAGGUGACAGCAUCAGACGCCGAUGAAGGCAUCAACGGAGCUGUUAUGUAUGAAGUGCUUCCCCAAAGUGAUCCCAAUGAAAUCUUCGGCAUAGAUCCCAACACUGGGUGGCUCUAUCUUAACAAGGAACUUGACCACGAAUUAUUUGAUUCGAUAGUCCUCGUUAUCAUGGCAAGAGACAGUGCAACUCAGCCGGAGAGAAGCUAUGCGUAUGCCACAAUCAACAUCUUGAAUGUUAACGAGCAGCCGCCCAACAUCAACAUUGUCUUCCUGAGUGAAGACGGUGAACCAAAGAUAUCGGAGGCUGCCGUACCUGGAGAUUUUGUAGCCCGAGUCUCAGUCAAUGAUCCGGACGAAGGAGACCUCACUAAUGUGAACGUUACCUUGAUAGGUGGAGAGGGAACGUUUGGCAUCAUGACACGUAACAACAUCAUCUACCUGAUCUGCCUUCAGAGUAGUUUAGACCGUGAACUGAUCCCAAGUUAUGAUUUAUCCAUCACUGCACGAGAUUUUGGGAUACCACCUCUCCACACACAAGUGGACAUCACCAUCUAUGUGGAGGACAUUAAUGACAACCCGCCCAUAUUUGACGAAGUAGAGUACUCUGCCUCCAUUCUGGAGAUCGUGGAGAGGGGUUCAAUGGUUACUCAAGUUCAUGCUGAUGAUGCGGAUGCUGGGAUGAAUGCAGCCGUCACUUAUCAGAUAGUGAAUGAACCCGGGUCGUACUCAGAAUGGUUCACCAUAAACAGCGAGUCUGGCUUGAUCACCACAGAUCAGCUCAUUGAUCGUGAAACCGUUGACACUGUCAGACUUACAGUUCAAGCAUCAGAUGCUGGCAUUCCAUCGUUUUCAGCCAAUGUGACAGUUGUCAUCUCACUCCGUGAUGUCAACGAUAACCAACCCCAGUUCCUGUUGUCAUCCUACAAUGCCAGUAUACCUGAAGAUACCAACAUCAACACAUGCUUCUUGCAGGUCCAAGCUGAAGACCCCGAUUCAGGCAACUUUGGCCUCGUUACCUACUCCCUCAGCCUGGGUUACGGUUCCCAACCACCGCCGGAAUUCUACAUCCAAAGUGACGAUGGUUACAUCUGCACAGCUACUCAGCUUGAUCGGGAUGCGGGCAGGACAUCGCUGGAGUUUCCAGUACAGGCAACAGACGGUGGGGGUUUGAGCAGUAUAGCCCUAGUGAAGAUAACAUUACUAGAUGUCAACGAUAACAGACCGGUGUUUUAUCCAUCAACUUAUGCAGUUGACGUUGAUGAGAGCAGUCCUGAGGGUACUGUAAUCACGACAGUUUCUGCCCAGGAUCAAGACUCGGGAACAUUUGGCAGAGUAACUUAUUCCAUUUUGUCUGGCAACAGUCAAGGCAUUUUCAGCGUUGCCGAUGAAAGUGGUGUUAUAACACUGAUUGGUACCCUGAGUCGUCAGCAGCAGUCCUUGCAUUUCCUGGAAGUUUCUGCCGUGGAUGGUGGGGGCCAGUCUUCCUUAGAUAAUGCCCAGAUUAGUAUCAGUGUUGUGGGUCCCGACGAUUCGCCCCCGAUGUUCAACCAGUCACAUUAUAGUUUCACCGUGAGGGAGAAUGCACAACGGUUCCACAUUCUUGGUUCAGUCCAUGCACGAAAUGUAGAUCCAACUAACUUGGCAGUGAUUUCUUACUCCAUUUACUCUGGAGAUCCGCAAGGAUAUUUCAGCUUAAAUCCAGCCACUGCUGAGUUGUCCAUCAAUUCUCCUCCAGACUAUGAGCUCUACCCUUACCUGAUCCUGACCAUUCAGGCUGCAAGUGGUAACCCUCCUCUCUACGGACUCACCAAUGUCAAUGUCACCAUCAUUGAUGAGAAUGACAACACUCCACAGUUCCCUAAAAACAGGGAGGUUGUGGUGGUGCCAGAGAGCACAGCAGUUGGUAGUAUUGUCUUUGUUGCUAUGGCAACAGAUCGGGAUAGUGGGGAUUUUGGAUUAGUGCGGUAUAAACUCGUCCAGAAUCCAGACAACAAAUUUUCUGUCCACCGAGUCAUGGGACAAGUAGUUCUUGAGGACGAAAUAAGCUAUAAUGAUCAGAGCUCCUAUGAGGUCAUCGUCCAAGCCUUCGAUCGUGGGAGCCCAUCUUUGAAAACUAACCUGACGCUCAACGUGUUGGUGCAAGAUGUGAAUGAUAAUGGCCCACAAUUCAACCCUGCUACCUACCAGAUGGACGUUUCCGAGGCAACACCCAUCAGCACACGGGUUGUACAAGUCAUGGCAACAGACCAGGACCAGGGUAUCAACGCACGCAUCACGUACACGCUCAGGCCAAGCGUAGAUGCAACGUACUUUGCCAUCUUCCCUGACGAUGGAUGGGUAUACACUCGGCAACGCUUGGACUACGAAUUGAGGUCAGAGUUCAUCCUUGACGUCAUCGCUUCAGACAACGGAAGCCCUCCUCAGAACAGUUCAGCUGUAGUGCGCCUGCUUGUCACUGACAUGAACGACAAUUCCCCCCAGUUUGCACAGACAACGUACUACCUAAACUUGGACGAGAACAUGGAUGCCAACACAGAAGCUGGACAAGUUGUCGCUGAGGAUCGGGAUUCUGGGAUAAAUGCUCAGAUUACAUACACACUGGAGGGGAGCAGUGCCUUUGGGAUUAAUCCCUCAACAGGAGUUAUAACCACAACGCAAAGUCUAGAUCGUGAGAGGACAGCCAGCUAUGAUAUGACAGUCACAGCCACAGAUCACGGACAGCCACCCAACACGGCUGUUACAAGUGUACACGUCAGCGUGAAUGACUUGAAUGACAACAGACCCACAUUCUUACACCGCAGCCAAUAUGAUGCAUCCAUCAUGGAAGAACAGACGCCAGGAGAGUUUGUAGCUAAAGUGAUUGCAUUUGAUCCAGACAGUGGCGAGAACGGAACAAUUACUUAUUCAUUUGAGAGUGGAGGUGAUCAUUUUGAUCUGGAUUCCACCACGGGCUUAAUCACUACCAAGAGUACCCUCGAUAGAGAACGAAACCAGCUGUACAUGAUCUCUGUCAUUGCGCGAGAUAAUGGCACCCCACCCCUGCAGUCAAUUAUUGAUGUUGUGGUUCACAUCCAAGACAUCAAUGAUAAUGUGCCUGUCGCUGAGAGAGCUGCAUACACAUUCACGAUCGAGGAGAAUCAUGAGCCAGGGUCAACAGUUGGUCAAGUGAGAGCGCAUGAUCCAGAUGCAGGAGACAAUGGGAAGAUAUUCUACAGCAUCAUUGAUGGUAAUGAUUAUGCCUUGUUUGGGAUCAACCGAACGAGUGGAGUUAUCAUCAACACCAGGGUGGUGGAUUUUGAGUUGAGCAGCCACUAUCAACUUACGGUCUUUCUGGAAGACAAUGGGCCUUUACAUCCACAGACAACAAGGGUUACAGUAAACAUCAACGUCUUGGACAUGAACGACAAUGCCCCUGUCUUUGCCACUGACCCGAUUCAGUUCACUCUCAGUGAGAAUGUUGCUAUCGGUCACUUAGUUCGGACCUUCCUUGCAACUGAUGCUGACUCGGGGACAAACAGCGACAUCCGCUAUAGUAUUCAAACACCACAGCCAAUGUUCUCCAUCGAUGAGAUAACCGGCGCUCUGACCACGACAGCUGAGAUUGACCGCGAGUCUGACUCCCGGUUCUUGUUUGUCGUUCAAGCUACGGAUCAGGCUGCCAUUUUGUCAGAUCGCAGAUCAAGCACAGUUACGGUCAGUAUCUUAGUGGAGGACAGAAAUGACAACGCCCCUGUCUUUGAGUCUCGCGACUUCACACAUAUUAAUGAGGAUGAACCAGUAGGGUACCCCAUCCUUCAUGUCCAUGCCAGCGACGCAGAUGUUGGGGAGAACUCACGCUUAGUCUACGAGAUCAAAUCUGGGAACGAGGAAGGAAGAUUUGCAAUUGAAUCCAUCACAGGUUUACUGUCCGUCGCUCAUCCUCUUGACCGUGAGCAUGAGACACUCUACACCCUCAAUAUCACAGCCACAGACCAUGGACUACCACCCCUGACCAGCUGGCAGACUCUGGAGAUCAAUGUAGGGGAUGUCAAUGACCUACCUCCCCACUUCGACCCCUCCUCUUAUGUCAUGGAGGUGCGUGAGGGUGUUGUCAGGGGUACAUAUGUGGGCACAGUCACAGCACAGGACGGGGACACAGGUACAAACGGAGACAUCACCUUUGAGAUUCCCACUGGCAUUGCAGACAAUAAGUUCACAGUGGAUGCUUCAACUGGAGUCAUUGUGACAGACGGUGAGCUGGAUAGAGAGGCUAAGGACUCCUACAGUGUAACAGUGUAUGCCCGAAAUGGUGGCUUCCCGGUUCGCUACGAUGUGGCAUCAGUGAUUGUCUAUGUUCAAGAUUCUAACGAUCAUGCUCCAGGCUUUGCAACCAGUCAUUAUGAGCUUAGUGUCCCUGAAAACGAGCCAGCAAGUGCUGUCCAUGUCGUUGUAGCUGAAGAUAAAGAUAUUGGUGACAACAGCAACCUGACGUACUCCAUCCGCGAUGGUAACAUAGGUGGCCUGUUUGAACUUAACUCAGUAACCGGUCAGCUGUCUACUACAGGCCCUCUUGACCGUGAGGUGACACCCCAGUACAACCUGACCAUCCGUGCCACUGACAAUGGUGUCCCUUCUCAGUCUGGGGACACUGUCAUCACUGUCAAUGUCCUGGAUGAAAAUGACAAUGACCCUGUUUUCACGAUGCCAUCGUAUCACUAUGAGUUGGCUGAGAACACUGGAAUUGGGGUGUCGUUGAUGACAGUCGAAGCUGUGGAUGCAGAUGAAGGGACCAAUGCGAUGGUUCAGUAUUCACUAGAUAAUUCCACGCUGGGCCUGUUUGGUAUUGACGUCAACAGUGGCCAGCUCACUACAACUGGACUCUUUGACUUUGAGAAGGAAUCACAGUACAUCUUCCAAGUCUGUGCGACAGACGGGGGCAGUUUUGGACCCCGCUCAGAGAAAGUCCAAGUUGUUGUGGACGUCACUGACAUUAACGACAAUGCUCCGGUCUUCACGAUGGUUCCGUUCAGAGCUAAUCUAUCUUUGGGGUCACUGUCUGGCGCUUAUGUGACGAGAAUUGUGGCAGAGGAUAAAGACUCUGGUGACAACAGAGAAGUCAACUAUCGAUUUGCCCAACCGUCUGCUGAAUUCACUCUUGAUGCCUCAACCGGUGUGGUUCUGACGUCUGUCGUCAUGGAUACUGAGGGCCUGUACCGACUGGAGGUAGAAGCCUAUGACUUAGGAACACCCUCCUUGUCAACUAGAGGUCUUGUAGAGGUUCAUGUUGGAAAUGCUGCUGCUGUCAGACUGGAGUUCUUAUCGUCGGAGUAUGCCGCGUCCGUCCUUGAAGAUGAGUCGGCUCACACUCAAAUCCUUAUCCUGAAAGCUGUUCGGAGUGAUGGCAAUCCAGCUGGUCAGGUCACGUACUCUAUCAUUAGCGGCAACGAUGACGGAGCAUUUGAGAUCACCGGCCAGUCAGAUUCUGGCAUUCUGUCUGUUGUGGAUUCUUCAACCCUGGACUACGAGACAACACAGCAAGCGCGAUUGGUGGUGCAGGCAGAAGCACCCUCUAUUGGUGCCGUACCUCUCUACGGAUACGCAACUGUACUACUGAACCUGCUGGAUGCAAACGAUAAUAUUCCCCGCUUUGUUCAAGAUAAAUACACAACAUCGGUAUGGGAGGGACAGGCUGUUGGAAUCUAUGUCAUACAGGUAUCUGCCAACGAUGCUGACCAAGGUGGUAACGGACAGAUCACCUACACUAUCCGCAGUGGAAACUUUGACAAUGCCUUCAAUCUUGAUCCCGUCACCGGUAUUGUGACAACUAAUGCUCACCUGGACCGUGAGAUCCGAGAUAAUUACAAGCUGACGAUAGCGGCCAGAGACAGUGGCAGCCCACAGCUGAUGGGCUCGGCUACACUGAAGAUAACAGUUGUAGAUGACAAUGACAGCAGGCCUCGUUUCCCACCCAUGAACCCACUGGUAAUCAGCGAAGCUGCUGAAGUUGGUUACCCUCUGGUAACAGUGACUGCCAAUGAUGCUGACACCUACCCAACCCUAACCUACCAAUUCACAGCUGGUGGUAACCCAGACAACAAGUUUGCCAUUGAUCAGUUCAGUGGCAGCAUUACGUUGGCCGAGCCCCUAGACCGCGAGCAGCGGGAUAUUUAUAGGCUUGAAGUGCAAGCGUCAGAUUCCAGGUACACUGAUGAGAUCACGCUGGUCGUCAGGGUUAGAGAUGAGAACGAUAAUGAACCUCAGUUCAGCCAGCAAUCUUACCAGGCGGCAUUGUCUGAACUGACUCCAUCUGGCUACCCUGUUCUGACUGUCAAUGCAACGGAUGCUGACAUCGAAAACAAUGCUCAGAUCAUCUACAGCAUGGGAGUGGCACCUGUGCAGGGAUUUGUGAUUGAUCCUGUGACAGGUGCCAUCACAACCAACCAAACCAUCAAUUUCAAUCCGGCCCAGCCCAUCAUCCAACUUGUCGUCACGGCAACAGAUCAUGGCAUCCCGCCCUUAUCCAGCGUCGUAGCCGUCCGUGUCCAGGUGCUAGACAUCAACAAUAAUGCCCCAACUUUUGAAUAUGCGCUGUACUCUGCAUCUGUGGAUGAGGACAAAUCCAUUGGUUGGCUUGUAACCACGGUAACCGCAAAAGACGAAGAUCCAUCAUAUCAUAACCAGAAGAUCGACUACACCAUUGUCAGUGGUAAUGAAGAUGGGAAAUUUGAGAUCCUCAACGAAGGUGCGACUUAUGAGAUCAUGAAUGAAGAUGAGAACUUUAAGAGUGGAGACAUAGUGUUGAUUGAUGCACUGGACCGUGAACUCGUAGACAGCUACACGCUGAUUGUGGCAGCUACUGACCGUGGACUUCCUCAGCGUAACUCAACAGCAGAGAUUGUCAUUCGAGUUGUGGAUGUUAAUGAUCACGCACCAAGGUUCAACCAGACCCAUUAUGUUGGAACAGUCCAGGAGAAUGCCACAACCAACACAAGUGUUGUGCAGGUGUUUGCCAGUGACCUUGAUGAGGGACGAAAUGCAGAGAUCCUAUUUGAUAUUAAAUCAGGCAACGAAAUGGGAAUGUUUUCCAUAAAUGCAACUUCCGGCUUGAUCAGCGUUGAAGGGAACCUGGAUCACGACACUAUACCUGAAGUGAGGAUGUCAGUGCGGGCUACCGAUCGCAGUGCUGAUAACCCACUACAUGCUGUGGUGCAAGUGAUUAUUGAAAUCACCGAUUACAAUGACAACAUCCCCUAUUUCCCAUUCAUGAUGUAUUUGGAACGGGUUGCUGAGAACCAGCCUGCAGGCACUUCCGUGUUUCAGGCUCAUGCAAUUGAUAAGGACACCGGUGAAUAUGGUCAGCUGACUUACGCCAUCAUCGAAGGCAGCGGGAAGGAUCUCUUUAACAUCAACUCAGUCAGUGGUGAGGUUACCACUGUGCGACCUUUUGACUACGAAAAAGAGGAAUCGUACCGCCUUCUCAUCCGAGCCGUCGAUAAAGGUGGGGAAUCAGUAUCUGUACAAGCCCAAGUUGAGAUUACCAGCCAAGAUGACUACCAGCCACAUUUUGACCAGAAGGAGUACCUGUUUAGUGUGGCCCAGGAUGCAGCAGUGGGCACUGUGGUGGGUACAGUACAUGCCAGUGAUAAUGACACAGGCGCAGACGGUGUUGUUUUGUAUGCCUUUGAAAGAAGCGGUGAGGAAUAUGAACAUGAGUUCUUUGCCAUCAAUCAAAGCACAGGGAUCAUCACCGUGAAGAAACGCCUCAAUUCUUCAAGCAGACGGAAGAGGGACUUGCCUGGAGCUAUCUACAGGAAUCGUCGGCAGAUUGCAGAAGGUAAAGACCAGUUUUCAUUGAUUGUAAAAGCCAGCUCAGGAAAACAAGGAUCAAAAGAAGACAGAGUAUCCAUCACAUUGAACAUUGGCCCAUCGACUACUCCCGGAGGUUAUGCAGGCCUGCCCACCACAACCAUUCUCGCUAUCGUCAUUCCCGUCGUCUUUCUUAUCAUUCUCAUCAUCAUCAUCCUGUUCUUCAUUGCACGACGGAGGCGACGUGAGAAUCGCAAGAAGGAUUCCCAACCUCCCCCUUACCAGGCAGGGGAACGCUCACUGUCACCAAGAUCCUACGACAUUGCCUUUGACAAUGUGGAAAUGGGCCACAGUGCUAUGGUGAAUCAUGCCAUGAUCCCAGAGCAGCCGCUCACAGCAGGGGAUACCUCCUACAACAUCUACCCAGCUCGUAACCUCUACAACAUGCAUAGGAAUAACAUGAAUAGCUCUAUGGAGGUGGGACACCUGACGCGUACAGAUAUCUCGGAGGGCAACUCGGCUUCCAGUGGGAGAGGUUCAACAACUGUUGAAGACGACGAAAUCCGCCGCAUCAAUGAGCGAUCAGUAUCCGAUGAUCACACUGCCAGCGUACGGGACAAGGUCUUAGACUCCGGCAUCCAGCAAGAUCACGAAGAUGGCUUGUCCUUGAGAGAUACUGCAUCAGAUGUGAUGGGAUCUCCUCGAGAGAAGAACAUCAGUUACAUGAACAGUGCAAGCGCGGAGAGCAUGCAUGUAUUUGGUGAGGAGGGAGGCGGGGAAGCUGGAGGGGGUAUGGACAUUGGGAAUAUUAUCUACGCUAGACUUGAUGAGGUAGGAGCGGAGGAAGAUGAUGCUAUCAUGGAUGGCACCAGAGCCUUUGGUUGGGGAGACGACAUCCAACCGUCUAUGGCAGGCUCAUUGAGUUCCAUUGUUAACAGUGACGAGGAGUUGUCUGGCAGCUACAACUGGGACUACUUACUGGACUGGGGGCCACAGUUCCAACCCCUGGCUCACGUCUUCGCUGAAAUUGCUAAAUUAAAAGACGAUACGGUUGUAAAGAGGCAACUGGAGAGGCCACAGCAAAAACACAAACUUGUGAAACAGUACCCUCCUCCAUUGCUGACUAAUGUGGUUCAGGGACCCAUCAAACCUGUUGCUCCUCUUGCCAUGAACAAUGGUCAGUCGACGCAGAACCCACAAACCUUGCCACGCUCGCCCAUCGUCAACGAGAGCGCUUUCUCAGCUGUGGCCGUAUCACCUGAUCUGUCACCGUCUCUGUCACCCCUGGCACCGGGCUCCAUGUCCAUUUCUCCCAUGGUCACAUCGACAGGAGUCAGUUCAACCCAGUCAUCAAGUCGAGGGAACUCUGGCUCAAGCACACCCCAGCGAGCGUCUAGAAACCCCAGACAAGUAGCCAGUAUCCGCUUUGUGCCGUCGUUUACUGGCGAUGAGGAGGAAAUCCAAAUUUGAACAUUCCUAAAAUGUUUGGCAAGUCUAUCAGCUCAAGUACUAUUUUUAUCAUAUGAUGUAAAUAUCUGUAAAUAUAGUUUUGCAAAACAAGUAUUCUCCCUUUAGCUUCAAGUUUUCAGCCAAAUGGAUGUAAUAUGUAAAUCAUGCUUUUUACCACAUGAUUGCUACCUUUUGUACUGUAUUUUUUAUGUAAUUUUUGCUGAGGACUGUGUAAAUAGUUGUUUGUAUGAAUGAAGAGGCUGCAGCUUGACCAAUUAAUCCCAGCAGGAUUGGACCCAUUGUGGUGCUAGCUCUCUUGGUUAAAGAUUCUUCUGGGAAAUGGAUGAGCACCUAGUACUUUUAAAUUAUUUUUAAAUACGAGUGAAAAUUGUUUAUAGUAAUGAUAACAGUGUUAUCAAAGGUGAUAACCGAGUCAAAUAUCUAUUCAACUCAUUAUAACUUUUUCUCUCUAACCUUCUGAAAACUUGUUGAUUUUUAUUGUAAUAUCACGACGUCUUAUUAUUGCCUGCAAGUCACAAUGAAAUAAUUGUUCAACUAUUAGCAGUUUAGUUUGUGUUCGGUAUUGUGGGUUUUUGUUGAUUUAUUCAAUUUAGUUCUUAUUCUCUCUCUUGAACUCAAUUAUCACUCUUCCUAAUGUGACUGCCGUGCGAAUGGCAAAUGAUUGCACCAUUAUUUUGAUUUAAAUUAAAUCAAUUUUAAGUGUAUUCCUCCCAAAUCUAGCCAGGCUUCAGCUGUCGGCACUACUCUCAUGUUUGAAAUUGUUUGGAGGUUUUGACGAGGGUUCCAUUACAAGAAUCACUGAAGUGAUAUUUGCAUUCAAGGUUUUUAAUCAUGUCCGAGAUGAAAGGUCCCCUUCAAUCACUAGCUGAGGUAUCUUCAAAUCCAGCGAAUGUUAGUAUACUACCUGACAUACUGUAACAAAACGGGACAAAUUAAUCAUGUAGUUAUUUCAUGCUUGUCAGGCAAGUUAUUAGUAUUGAAUAAAUAUGGUAUUCUGUUAAGAGCAAAGUGUUUGGAUGGUGGACAUAAAAUUGUCAAUUGGAAACAAAUUCAAACAUAUUUUUAUAAGCUUUGGUGUGAUUUAUACAUAUUUUGCUACCAUUCCAUAUUUCAGUGUUUUUAUCAAUUUUUAAGAAGCUGAAGUAUUCUCAUAAUUUUAAAACCAAUACCAGCUAGAUAUUUGUAUAGGUGACUUUUGGAAUGAACUCUCAGUUCUCAAUUAUUUCAGGCUUGUGGGAAAGGCAUUCAUUUAUUUUUAAGAAAUUACAUGUACAUAUAUGUCAAUUUUGAGAGGGCAUUUUUUUACUCAAAUGUUUACCCUUUUGAGUCCAGUAUAUGUGUGGGGCAACCUUUAAGUGUUAAUGCCAACAAGAAAAAGGUGAGAAUCCAGAAUUUCAAAAGUCUUCCUGGUCAGAUUUUUACUGGCCACCUUGUAAUCAUUCUCUUUGUAAUAGCAACGCAUGUAAUAAAGUAAUAGGAAGAGAAAAGGGCACCUCUGAAAACGCAGAACCGGAAAUUGACAUUCUGAUGUACAUGUAGUUAUUAAACAUGCUGUGUCAAUAUUUCCUCCACUGCGCAACUGCUUCUAUCCCAGUUCAGCCAAACUAUAAUACUGUCACCUUGAUAAUACUCUUCCUUUUUUGAAUCAAAUAAAUGUAUGUACAUUUAGUUACUAUAGUUACCCGGCCCACCAACUAUCUUGAUUCAUUUUGUAUGGACAGUAUUUUUUAUCAACUAGUAUGGUCAGUUUUCUGUAAUGUACAGAAAGAACUUUUUCUAUCCACGGGGCUGAUUUAUGAUUUUGCUUUUUCUUUGUGUGUUAGUUUUGCAUGCGAGAUUUAUUCCUUUUUAGCAUUAGCAACCGUCAUCUUUAUUAUUUUAUUUCCAUUAAAUGUAUUAUAAUAUCGAAUUGUAUCAUGGAGAUUGGAGAUACUGUCGAGAGAAGAGAAUAAAAAUUAUCUCGACUAGAUUAUA
Messenger RNA from Acanthaster planci (crown-of-thorns starfish), 12713 nucleotides. RefSeq names its product protocadherin-16-like. Gene Ontology annotation, cellular component: cell-cell junction; plasma membrane. Gene Ontology annotation, biological process: homophilic cell-cell adhesion. The record is from RefSeq and is a predicted model, not a curated record. Lineage: Eukaryota; Metazoa; Echinodermata; Asteroidea; Valvatida; Acanthasteridae. Gene Ontology annotation, molecular function: calcium ion binding.